Messenger RNA from Trichobilharzia regenti, 465 nucleotides. The record is from the annotation of a GenBank genome assembly. NCBI's taxonomy places the organism in Eukaryota, Metazoa, Platyhelminthes, Trematoda, Strigeidida, Schistosomatidae.
AUGGAAUUUCCUCGGAAGAAUAAUUCUGGUGAAGACGAAAGUGAAUUGAGAGAAAAGCAUUCACUGGACGACGACAACUUCCUGUUAAUUUCUAGUACACCACAACAAUCACAUAGAAAUCAAGUGAUGAAUAGGAGAUACUUCAACGGAAGUCAGACAACGAUAAAUAUAACGAAUGAAUCAAGCCUAGAUCGAAAUUUUUCUGAAUCAAAUUCGAAUGUAGAUAAAGCACAUAUUAAUACUGACGAGUUAUUUAAUCGACUUCUCUAUCCAAAACAUCGUAAGAAUGCUAUCGUAGAAAUAUGCGAAUGUAUUAAAAAUGAUAAAAAUAAUUCUCUCAAUAUGGGAUAUUUUAUUUUUGGACGUCCAGGUAUUUCGGCAGCAUUUUGUUUGGAAAUUUUUGAACACUAUCCGUAUGAUAAGAGGGUCCCACUUUCACCAGCAUCAUUUGAGGUAAGUGAAUAA